Molecule: messenger RNA, 1610 nt
Organism: Elaeis guineensis (African oil palm)
Lineage: Eukaryota; Viridiplantae; Streptophyta; Magnoliopsida; Arecales; Arecaceae
Product: cold shock protein 2
Molecular function (GO): zinc ion binding; nucleic acid binding
Source: RefSeq, a predicted model, not a curated record
CAUAUCGAAGUGGAGGCGAGUUGGAGUUUCCUCCUCUCUCUAGGGUUUGGGGUUUUUCGGAUCUCCGUGGUCAUCCUUUCCGAUGGCGAACGGGAGCGGUCGAUCGAAGGGGACGGUGAAGUGGUUCAACGGGGCGAAGGGGUUCGGCUUUAUCACGCCGGACGACGGCGGCGAGGACCUCUUUGUUCACCAGUCCUCGAUCAAGGCGGAGGGAUACCGGAGCCUCGCGGAGGGCGAGGCCGUGGAGUUCACCAUCGCGGAGGGCGACGAUGGCCGCACCAAGGCCGUCGAUGUCACCGGCCCUGAUGGAUCCAGCGUCCAGGGCGGCGGCCGAAGGGAUGGAUUUGGAGGUGGAAGUAGCCGUGGUUAUGGAGGGGGGUACGGGUUUAACGGUGGCGGAGGCAGGAGCGGCGGAGUGAGAGGGGGGGGUUUCGGUGGCGGCGGAGGUGGUUACAGUGGCGGCGGAGGUGGUGGUGCCUGCUAUAACUGCGGUGAGACUGGUCAUCUGGCCAGGGAUUGCUAUAAAGGCGGCAGCGGAGGUGGUGCCGCCUGCUAUAGCUGUGGAGAGACUGGUCACCUCGCUAGGGAUUGCUAUAAGGGUGGCAGCGGAGGUGGUUCUGCCUGCUAUAAAUGUGGUGAAACUGGUCAUCUGGCUAGAGAUUGCUAUAAAGGCAGCGGCGGAGGUGGCGGUGGAUCAUGCUACGCCUGCGGCGAAAUGGGUCACUUCGCUAGGGAAUGCCCGAGCGCGAAGUGAGAUCUACCGUCUCUAAUCCUUCCUUCCCUUUUUGGCCUUUUUAUAUCUUUUUUCCCCAUCUAAUAGCUCAGUUUUUUGGAUUGUUAAUGAGGGGUUUUAUCCUUUCUUUCUUUCUUUUUUCUUUUUUCUCUCCCUUUAAAAUGGAUUUUCUGGAAAUGGUCUUUGUUAUUUGUGGUCUGUUUUGGUUUUCCUAUUGGGGUCUUGUUUUGGGGUUGGGGGAAAACAGAACUCAAAUGGUGUAUACACUCUUUGAAUGUGUCUCUCUUACAUCUCUUCUUUUUUUUUUUUCGAUAUACAUAUGCCUUAUAUUUUAAUUGUUUGGUUCCGUUUGGUUUGAUGUUUUAGUUCUUCUUGAUCUCUUGGCCUACUAAAAACUUAUCUGUUGCUUUCUUGUUUCUUAUGUUUAAUUUCAUCUGGUGUGAAUUUUGGUCAAUAGUUUUGGACAUAUGUAUAUAUGCCUUUUCAAAUAUUAGGAUAUUUUUUUAAUGGGAAAUAUGGUCAAGUAAUCAGUUGAUUCCAUGGCAUAUGCUGGAGGUGAUGCCUUUGCCUUUUGUCUGUGUUCUGCCACCUUUUCGUGCGGAGCUAUCAUUUCUAUCUAGAAAAGUUGGGGCAUGGUUUUAUUUUGGUUCCCAGUUGCAAAGGUGUUGGGAACUUGAUUGCUGUAAAGUAGGAUGGGGGAGAAUCUUGCUUAAGAAUGUUAAGACUGGUUGGUAGCAGUCUUGUUUUUAAAUAAUAUCUCAUGCUGGUAUGCGCCCUUUUUGCAGAGGAACUUGUCCAGACAUUAAAAAGUAAAAUCAAAAGGGAAUGUGUAGAAGACCAAUUUUUACAAGAGUUUUGCUUGAUAUCCUUUUUGAUC